AUGGCAUUUCAAAUUGAAAAAAAAGAGAGAUUACAAACUCAUGUUGGGAUUCAUGAUAGUGCUCAUAAUCAAGCUUGGAGAAAAUGUGAAGCACUAAUGAAGCCAAUAAAACACAUUAGUACUGCUAUUGAAAAACAAUCUGAGCAGGCUAAAAAGAAUUAUCAAAUUCACUUGACAGCCACAAUUGAUUGUUUUAGAUUUCUUUUACGACAAGGAUUGCCCUUUCGUGGUAAUGAUGAGACAGAUAAUUCUGUUUAUCAAGGAAAUUUUUUGGAACUUCUAAACUUUCUUGCACAACAUAAUGAAGAGAUUGAUCGUGCCUUUAAAAAUGCUCGUGGGAAUCUUAAACUAAGAGCUCCCUCAAUUCAAAAAGAUAUUGUAAGAGCGGCUGCAAGUGAAACGACAAAAGCUAUUGUAAAUGAUCUUGGGGAUGAAUUGUUUGCUGUUUUGGUUGAUGAAACUAUCGAUAUUUCUAUUAAGGAGCAAAUGUCAGUUUGUUUAAGGUAUAUGAAUAAAGAAGGGCAAGUUAGGAAGCAUUUUCUUGGUCUUGUUCAUGUUUCUAAUACUAAUGCUUUAUCUCUAAAAUUAGCAUUGGAGUCAUUAUUAGAAAUAUAUAAUUUAAGUUUAUCAAGAGUACGUGGCCAAGGAUAUGAUGGUGCAAGUAAUAUGCAAAGAGAAUUUAAUAGUUUGAAAACUUUGAUAUUGAAAGAAAAUUCUUAUGCUUUCUAUGUACAUUACUUUGCCUACCAACUUCAGUUAGCUCUUGUAACGGUUGCAAAAAAACAAGUUGAAAUUGCUUUACUUUUUAAUUUGUUAACCAAUUUGUGCAAUGUUGUUGGAGCUUCGUGUAAACGAAGAGAUAUGCUUGGUGAUAGUCAAAUGACUAAGACAAUUGAAGCAUUACAAAGUGGAAAAAUUUCUAGUGGACGUGGUUUGAAUCAAGAAAUAGCUUUGAAAAGAGCUGGAGAUACUAGAUGGGGUUCACACUAUGGAACUAUACUUCGAUUAAUUUCUUUGUUUCCUUCCGUGGUCAAUGUUCUUGAAUAUAUUGAGGAAGAUGGAAAUAAUUCAGAACAAAGAGCUGAAGUUGAGAUAUUCUAUCAAGUAGUUGAAAGACAACUUCAAGAACUCAACAAUCAUUUUACAGAGGUGAAUACUGAAUUGCUUCUUCGUAUAGCUUGUCUGAAUCCAAGACACUCAUUUCUUGCAUUUGAUAAGGAGAAGUUGAUCCAUCAACUUGAGAAUUUCAUAUUAGAUGUGCGUUCUAAUGAUCAAUUCUCAAACUUGAAUGGGAUUGGUGCUCUUUCUCAGAAAUUGGUUGAGACUCGAAAAAAUAUUAUUUAUCCAUUAGUGUUUCUUCUUUUGAAGUUAGCUUUAGUUUUGCCUGUAGCAACUGCAUCAGUUGAAAGAACUUUUUCUGCUAUGAACAUCAUAAAGAGUCGGCUUCAACCGUAUGGGAGAUGA
Arachis stenosperma is the source of this 1464-nucleotide messenger RNA. RefSeq lists its product as uncharacterized. Bases 1 to 1464 code for a protein of 487 amino acids. The transcript is spliced from 3 exons. NCBI's taxonomy places the organism in Eukaryota, Viridiplantae, Streptophyta, Magnoliopsida, Fabales, Fabaceae. The record is from RefSeq and is a predicted model, not a curated record.